This is a messenger RNA of Larimichthys crocea (large yellow croaker), 3768 nucleotides long. It is a transcript of the gene dnajb2, whose product is annotated as DnaJ heat shock protein family (Hsp40) member B2. The record is from RefSeq and is a predicted model, not a curated record. The transcript is spliced from 9 exons. The coding region runs from base 505 to 1761 and encodes 418 amino acids. Gene Ontology annotation, molecular function: Hsp70 protein binding. Lineage: Eukaryota; Metazoa; Chordata; Actinopteri; Sciaenidae.
GAGCAACAGGCGGACGUCGUUGAGUCAGGGCUGUGACGUUUCCAGACGCUCGCGUUUUCUAGACGCGCUAUUUUUUUCCUCUCAGCUGAGAGUGACGUAACGCGUGGAGCUUAGACCAGCACACACACACACACACACACAUACACACACAUAGGGGCAGGCAAACACACGCCUGACUGACAUCCGCUUGUUUUUACCGGCGUGGGACUGUAAGUGUAGCGGUACACUGCAGACAUAUUGUGCCGCUUUUGAGAGUGUUUGCGUCGGGGGCGGUGGGAGAGGACAACAAGGAGGAGGCUCAGUCUGCGCGGCUGUCACGAAGACAGCAGCGGGGGGUGGGAGCGCAUUCCAGAGGCGAUCAUAACUAAUUCAUUGUCGCUCCAGAACCGGCGGACAGGACAGGCUGCUAAAACUGCUCAGUAAUCAGGCUGAAAGGCUGACACGGUAUAAUCUCAGUAGGAAACUCUGCUGUAUCUCCCUUGGUGAGGAGUGACUGGAAGAAACAUGGUGGAUUACUAUAACAUCCUGGGUGUGUCCAAAACAGCCUCUCAGGAAGACAUCAAGAAAGCGUACAGGAAACUCGCACUGAAAUGGCAUCCAGACAAAAAUCCAGACAACAAAGACGAAGCAGAGAAGAAGUUCAAAGAAUUGGCUGAGGCCUAUGAAGUCCUCUCUGACAAAAGUAAGCGUGAUGCAUAUGACAGAUAUGGAAAUGACAGAAUGCCACACACAGGUUCCACCACCUCAGACUUUUCGUCAGAUUUCCCAGAAUUCACGUUCACAUUCCGCAACCCAGAUGAGGUGUUCAGAGAGUUUUUUGGCGGCCAGGAUCCCUUCGCAAGCUUCUUCGAUGACUUCUCGUCCUUUGGAAGCUCCUCCUCUCGUCUUGGACCCGGUCGGUUCUUUUCUUUUCCUUCAGCGGGAGUGGACUUUACCUCCUUCUCGUCUUCCUUGGGUGGUCUGGAUGGGAUGGACAGCAUGGGCGGGGGGAUGGGCAACUUCAAAUCAGUUUCUACAUCCACUCGCAUCGUAAAUGGCAAACGCACCACCACCAAGAAGGUAAAGGAGAACGGGCAGGAAAGAAUAGAGAUCGAGGAGGACGGGGUGUUAAAGAGCAUCAUAAUCAAUGGUGUGGAAGACGAAAUGGCUCUGGCACUGGAGCUGAGCCGACGAGACGGACAAACCCGUCCCUCACCUCAGAAGCCACAAAUCCAAAACAGAUCACCUGCCGAUUCUGACAGACCACGUCCAAGCCCUUUCCCCGCGGCCUCUCAUCGGUCAUUUAGCGCAGCCCCCUUCUACAACUACGGGACUGCGACAAGCAGCGAGGAUGAUGAAGAAGACGAAGACCUGCAGAUGGCUUUGGCAUGCAGCCUGUCAGAAAUGGAAGCCCAGCAGAGAGCAGCUGCUACCGACUUCAUAUCAGGUGCUGGGGUUGGGGGUAGAGCCAUAAGUGGCAAAAGUGGUGGCCAUAAAGGAGGCAGGUUUGUUACGACUAUAAAAGUGAAUGUGGCCGGUACUGAAAAGAUUAGUGCAGGGGAGAAACAUGAAGAGGGGCAGUUUAAAAUGACCUCAGGGCCUGGGGGUAAGUGGGAAAAGGGGGGAAAGGGAACCAAAGAGCCAGGCUUCUCUCCCUCAACUGAGUCACCCUCAACUUCCAGCCCUACUUCACAAAGCAGUGAGGAAGAGCUUGAACCUGCCAUUAAAAAUAGUGAUAGCAGUGUGAAAAGGAAAAAGAAGUGUGGGUGUAUUGUGUGCUAGUGCAGUGUGUAUAUUGCCUUAUUCUUUUAUACUGACCUCAGUGUCGUGCCUACAGCCAGACUCUAAUGUAAUGUGACUGCCAGACUCCUAAUUUGAGACAGUGCCUCAACUGAUCACGAGGCUUUCAUGCAGUCUUAAAGCACCUAAACAAGACAAUGAACAUGUAUUCCUAUGUAACUGACCAAUACAGCUAAAAGUCUGUGCGAAGCAAUACAGAGGAUUGUUUCUGAAUGUAUGUAAAUUUGCCAAACGCUAACAAAGACAGAAAAGAGUUGGAUUAAGAGGGAUUUAGAAGUUGGUAGUGAGUUAAAUCCCAGUGAGGGCAGGAUGUUGUGUUUGUGGGCGUGUGUGUGUGUAUGUGCUUGGGUGUGCGUUUGGGUCAGUUGCGACCCUGCCACAGAAUUUUCUCAUACCGACUCAGUCAGAGGGAAUGUAUCGGAUCUGUGUCACAAACAAUAGAUCAAAAUCGAAAGUAGGCCACAGAACUUUCUCUUGUGAUUCUAAUCAUGGCAUAAAAACCAGCGCGAUCAAAAAAAAAAAAAAAGACCACUGUUUACUGGUCAGCUGAUAGUAAUUUCUAGAGUAUGUAUAGCACUGAAGUAGUUGAAGCGCACACACUUUGCAAAUAUAAAUGCCUUGUAAAUACAUGCAGUCCAAAGUGGUAGCCAAGCGUUUACACUGUUACUAAGUUGCAAUAUUAAGGAGCUCACGUUUGGCCUAAAUGCACUUUUGCUCAAAUAUUAUUGCCAUAUUUGGUAAUAUUUGGUCAGAUUGUAGACUGCUAGGGGUGGCAGCAAUCACAGUAUAAAAUGUGUACAGCAUUGUGACAAGUGUAACAGAAAACAGUUACAAAUAAUCAUAAAAAAAACUUUUAUAUUUUGAUCCUUUUGGUGCCUUUGCAUGUUUUACUAUGUCUUUCCUUUUCUUACCGUACUGCUGCAAAUGUGCCAAGUCAGACAAACUAAUGUAUUUCAAGCAAAGCAAAUUUUCAGAAGCUAUAUGUAUAUAAUGAUUAGAAAUGUUGUCAGGUGUUCUGUGGUGCGACAGUGAUCGAAUGAACUGAAAUUGUGAUGGCUGCGUGAAUGUUUGAAAAUAAGGAGCUUCAUGGCUAAAUCAAUGUGAGCUUCGAUUCGCCUUUGGACUGGUCUGAACCGUCAGGGUAGAUGAAAUACCGAGCUGUGUUUUCCCUUUAUCAGCAUCUGGUGAUUAAGUGCCCCUGAGCAAAACACUAAACCCCAUCUGUUUCACUUUAGCCACUUAGUGGCAGGUCAAUAACCCUCCUGCCACCUGCACUGAUUUUCUUGCCUAAAAUAAAAUGGCAUUAAUUAAUAAGCUUUAAAAAUCUGCCAAAAAUGAAGGAGCUUCCCAGUGUUGAGAAAUUGAAAUGGUUAAAUGUGUUUUGAUUGAUUUUGAAUUGUGUUUUUUACAGUUUACACUCAUUUAUUUAGCUAUGUAUUUUUGUUGUCUUAUUAAAACCACAACAUUUGACAUGUUUUUUAGUUGUUGCCAAAACACAAAGGUAUUACAAUUAAUUACCAGUAUUAUUAAGUAUUUAAAUUUUUAAUGACUUUUCAAAGACAUGCCAUCAAGUACCUUAUUACAGCCAGGGUGUCCUUUCCCUGCUCUGCUUUUACACUACAGAGCAAUAUACGUUUGAUUUUUGGUUGUUAUUGUUUUUCAUGAGUGCUUGAAUUAUUUUACAUUGCAUGAGUUUUGCUUUCACUUUAAAGUAUAACUAUCAUCACUGGCAAAAAAAAAUGAAAUGGGAACAUAUCUUUAAACUUCUUUCCAAUAAUUACGACCCUGUUGACUCUGAGCUGUUUAUCAAUUCUCCUCUUCAAACUGUUCUUGCGUGUGCAGAGGGGAUGAGAGAGAAAGAGGAAGAUGUUUCUCUUAAUCGAUAUCAGCCUGUAAAAACUUUGUACUAAAUUGUGUUUUUUUUUGUUAUUUUUGUUUUAAAAUUGUUAAAAGGGAAUAACAAAUAAAGACUGAGCUGAAGAGUUUGAA